GGCCCAAAUGUGUCUUUUGUGACAGGAACCUUCCUCUUGUUGACUGUUGACCUCCUCGGUGAGUCCAGGUGAGUCGUGUUAAGUCCCUUGUCUGGUUCACCAAUACAUCGACGAAGUUGUGAAAACGGAGGAGCCCAGCAAGCCGUCAAGCUGACCUUUUCCAGCCGGAAGAUGUUUGCUACAGCCACCAGAAACUUCGUUGAGGAGGUGGACCCUGGAGGUUUGUUGAUCCCAGUGAGAAGCCCCAAUGACUCCCUCACUCUGCUCACUGUGGUGGUGAGACAGAAACGUUUCUGGUUCUGGCAGAAGCCCAAACAUCUCCCAACUGACUUUACCCUCAACGACAUCCUCACAGGUGACACUAUAGCCCCAGAUGUAAUAGAGACAGACUUCAUCAAAUACAAUGGGACAUACAGUGACAACAUUCAAGGGACAAUGGAUGCAAAUUUCAUCCAUUCCAACAUGAACAUGAAAGGCGAAGAGUCUUCCAAGCUGCAGUCGUCAUUUGGCAGUUUGAAGAAAGAUGAAGUGGAUGUGCGGAAGCUGCUCCAAGACUCCAAAAACAGGGUCCUGGACAUGUCCCACUGUCUGAUCCAGCAGACUCGGAAGAACCGACAGGUGUUUGGCAUCGUGAAGGAGCGCAUUGUGACCAGCCAGCCUUGUUGUGUCAUAGAGGAAAUGCAGCAGACAGGACAGUGUGCAGGGACACUCAGCCUCUGUGGACCCAAGAGUCCAAAGGUUUCACUGAAAGACAAUGGCAGUCUGAGCAAAGACAGCAACGUUACCAUGGAGAUUCGCACUAACACCACCUUGGCCUAUGCCCUCAUUGAGCUUGAGGUCAAGCAUGACGGUCGUUAUGAGCUGUGUCUGAUGUCAAACACCAAAGGGGGCUUCGAGGUCGACAGUCCCGGUAAGGAAGGACUACAGGGUGUCACCGGAGCUUCAGUGCUGAAAAACCCUGAAAUCAGCCGUCUCAGGCAAGAAAUGGAUCAUCUGUGUGGUCAUUUCCAGCUACUAGCAACUCUUCCUGCCUCCGCCAAGUCCUCUCUGCUGCAGCACAUCACAGCAGUGCUGGAGGACAGAACGUCUCUCAGUGCUCUUCAGAGCAUGCUGGACCAGAUGCUCCUGGAUAAGAGCGCAGACAUCGCCGAUGUUCCGUUGGCACAUAAAGAAAACAUUCAGGCUGUACUGGACGUCCUGGUGGAAUCGGAAAAGGGGUUAGCUAAGACAGAGCGGUCCACCACAGUCCUCCGUGCAGUUCACCUUGUUACCAGUGCUUUGGACGAGCUAACAAGUGAUUGCCUUGCUGCACUGAGAGUCUGUUGCAGUGCUGAUGUGUUAAAAAUCAUGGAGCUUCUGGUGAAAUGUGUAUCAGCAAGCGGGGAGUCGCCAGCAAGUGGAGCGGACCUGGCUGUGCUGACAGAGGACGUCUUGUCCAACAUUGAACAUCUGUUUGCUUCCGCUAAUGUGACCCUGAGGAGAGACAGUGACGCAGUGAGGACCGAAAUAAACCAUAAACCGGGUAACCGUCCACUCAUUAUGUGUAUCGCUCUGAGAGGCCUUUAUUCACUGGCCCACUGAUUUUGACUCCAAAACUCUUCUUUGCUUUCAUAAGCUCAAACACUUCAUGUACUGUUUUUUUUUACUGGAAAUAUGUAUUGUAAAGAAAAGCCCCCAAUAAGCUACUUAAAUGGUCUUCUAUACUGUAACACGACGACAUUCAUUUUUAUAAGCACCGCAUGAUUUAUGUGUAAAUGUGCUUUGUCAGUGUCUUCGGUCAUUUCUAAAUUAAGCAUUGGAAGCUUUCACAAUCUCACCCCUACCACCGCCUUCUUACCCCUUUUUAGUGCAGUAAUUGAAAUACUUAAAUGCCUAUUUAUAUAAAUUAUGUAAUGUUGCUUUCAUUGUAUUUCAUUAUGAUCCUUAUCUCUCUCCAUGAUUGGCUGAGACAAAUCACAUUUUCUACUUCCCCAUAGUGAGAUGUGCAAAGAUUGAGACUACAAGCCUCAUUUUGGAACACUAACAAGCAAAACAAGUUUAAUUGCAUGCUUUAUUCUUGAAUGUGCAUAACAUACACCUCUUCAAAUAUUUUUACCUUCUCUACCCAUCUCUGUAUGUUUUGAAAUAUGGAACAGAAUGAUUAAAAAAAUACACAUCUUCCAUUUUUAA
Messenger RNA from Dunckerocampus dactyliophorus (ringed pipefish), 2169 nucleotides. RefSeq names its product gasdermin Eb (gene gsdmeb). Lineage: Eukaryota; Metazoa; Chordata; Actinopteri; Syngnathiformes; Syngnathidae. Bases 172 to 1581 code for a protein of 469 amino acids. The record is from RefSeq and is a predicted model, not a curated record. The transcript is spliced from 10 exons. Gene Ontology annotation, biological process: programmed cell death. Gene Ontology annotation, cellular component: cytoplasm.